Molecule: messenger RNA, 10305 nt
Organism: Vespula vulgaris
Lineage: Eukaryota; Metazoa; Arthropoda; Insecta; Hymenoptera; Vespidae
Gene: SpdS
Product: spermidine synthase
Exons: 11
Coding region: 6469-7347 (292 amino acids)
Biological process (GO): spermidine biosynthetic process
Cellular component (GO): cytosol
Molecular function (GO): spermidine synthase activity
Source: RefSeq, a predicted model, not a curated record
AAACUUAGAAAAACGAAUAAACAUUGUUCGACCUGUAGUGAUAUUAGAACUAAAAAAAAGAAAGAAACAUUGAAGACAAACAUUAAUCACUCGAAUCAUUAAAAUCCGUUGUUAAACGAACGAACGAACGAAUUGAAUUUUCCCACGAGGUUUAAAACGAAACAAUGAAAAGAUGAUGAACCGACAGAAAGGAAGACAAAAAGAGAGAAGGACAAAAAAAAGAAGAAAAAUAAGAAGAAGAAGAAGAAAAAGAGAGAAAGGAGAAAAGAAAUAGAAAAUAGGGAAAAGUCGGAGGGAGGAAAAUAACUAAGCUGUUGUAGAAUUAAACGCGAGUCGUGACAUCGUGAGAGUACUUGAGAGAGACGGGGGUGGAUGAAGGGAAAGAGAAGGAGGAGGAGGAGAAGAGAGGAGGAAGAUUGUUAAUACAUAAGUAGUCGAAGGUUUGGAACGUAACCAUGGCCUUAAAAGGGAGUAAGAUGAAUGUAUGAAGGAACAUGUAUAAGGAGUACGUACGACGUAUGCACGUAUUAACAACAAAUACGAUGAAAAACGGCAAGAAAGAGUGAGAGAGAGAGAGAGAGAGAGAGAGAGAGAGAGAGAGAGAAUGAGAAAGAGGGGGAACAAAGGGAUGAAAAAGAGAGAACGUUUUCUGAAACAUGGAUGAAGAGUAGGGAUGGACCGAGGGAGAGAAGGGUGAAAAGAGAGGGUAGAAAAAGAAGGGUGGAAGGCAACCCAGGAAGGACGAGGAUUGGCGAGAAACAAGGGUUGCCUCGGUUAUCAUAGCCUGGACCAAUCGCUACGUGUAUCAUAGCGACGCAAGCGCGAUCUCGAGCGAACGUCGCGACCCCUUCCGUAGCGGUGGAUUUUACCCUUGUGGAUGGUUUGGGUGGCACGCACGAGGCCGCAGACCUAUCACUUCUUUGGCGACAGCGGUCGGGGUAACAUCCUCGUCCUUUCUCUCCUAUAUCCUUGCACGCAGUUGAACGUAACCCUCUCGAAUAUCCGCUUAUAAAGUUCCAUCCCUUGUGAUCCUAACUAAUUUCUCUCUAUUCCUUAUUCCUUAUUCUUUCUCCUUUCUUUACUCGUAUUUAUUACUUAUCAAAUUUUCGUCUUCUCUCUCUCUCUCUCUCUCUCUUUCUCUCUUUUUAUGUUUUUUCUCUAUCUUCUUUGAUCUUCAUCUUUCGUCUCGUUGUUCGUUACUUUACUUCUCUCUUUUCCACAUUAUCUUUCUCCCGUUAUCCUCUACGUUUUUUCCCUUCCACGUCUUCUUAAGCCGUGUCAUCUCUGCUACUCCACCAUUCAUCAUAUUUCUCUUUUCCCUCGUAAUCUUCCUCCUUCGUAAUUGUUCAUUUUUGUUCUUCGUUGAACCUCAUCUUUCUCUCAUCAUUCUUCUCUUCUUCCUCCUUCUUCUUAUUUCUGUUUUCUUUCUAUUCGUAAAAAAAAAAAAUCCUCGAAAUCGUCAGCUUCCUCUUUCAUCUCCCAUUUUUUUUUCCUUACCUUUGUUAGCUCGUUCGGAAAAUAUGGAUUCGUCGUGGUUCCUGGUAUCGUUUGUAACGACGCGAAACGAUUCGUAUAGACUUGCCGAUCGUGUUUUCAUCGCGAGAUCGAUUAGUUCGCGCUCGUUUCCCUCCUCUUCCUCCUAUUCUUCGUUUUCUUCGUUUUCUUCUUCUUCUUCUUCUUCUUCUUCACCCAUCGGACAGUCCGAAGAUACACGAUGAGUUCCAUUCGUAAUAUCUUCAAGCAAAUCAGGUUUAAAACAAAUAUUUCUUUAAUUUCUAUUCUCCAUUCUAUUUAUCAUUCUUUCUUACAAGCUCCUUCGAUCUAAUCGUUAUCUAUCGAAUUUAUUUUUUGGUUUCUUCUUUUCUUUUCUUUGCAAAUUUUCCUCCCAAUAUUUCCUUUUUGUGUAAUUUUUUUUCUUUUCUCCUACGUUCCAAAGAAUUCUUUUAUAUUCUGUUGAUUCGUUAGAUUUCUUCUUAAAAUCGAAAAAAUUCUUGUUUCUCUAUCGUUCUGAAAUAAUCAACGAAAUGUCUUUUUGUUUUUUUUUCUUUGUUCCUUUCCUCCCUUUCAUUUUUGAGAUAAAGCGGUUGCGGUUUUGAUUAAGCCGAUAGUUCGAACGCGUUCGGCUUUCGGUUUCUUGUUUCGUCGUCGUUGUCGUCCCGAAACAUUUCUCUCGUGCCUUAAAAAAUAGCCGUCCAAUAUUCGAAUACCUUGACAAUAAGCCACGCUUUCUUGUCGCAUUUUCUGUGAUUUCUCUCUCUCUCUCUCUUUCUCUCUCUCUCUCUCUUUUAGACGUUCUUAAGCGCAAAAAUUCGCUAUAUAUAUAAAAUCUCUUUCGCGUCUUCGCAAACAGAAAGAGAUUUUUCUAACCCUUGUUUCUCAGUUUUCUUUUUAUCUCUUUUUCUCUGUCUCUAUUUAUCUGUUCAUUUCUUUCUUUUUUUUUCUCUUUCUAUCUAUCCCAAACUCAAACUUUUCCUCUCAUUUCUCUUUCUACAGAAUUUAUUCUUUCGCGAUCUCACGCAUUUAUCCUCGAUUCGAGAUCUGCUCGAUUUCUUUUUUUAGUGUUUAAACAAAACAAAGACUUCGUCCGUCCUAUUUCAACCUUCCUUGUGCCUUUUCUACUCUAACCUUCUACUUUUUUCGUGCCUGAUGGAGAAAGUACCACAUCGUGCGCCCUCUGAUACACGUGGUAUUUCUCUGUUUCCUGGAAUUCCUGAAAUCCUUCUUCCUUCGCAAAAGAAAAAAGAAAAAAAAAAAAGAAAAAGUAUUAUAUACAAAAAAAAAAGGAAAAAUCGAAAUAAAAAAAAUAUAUAUAUUUAUAUAUCUCUGAAAGAAAAGCGUAAAAAGCUCUGUUGAAAAAAAGAAGAAAAAAGAGAAAAGAAAAAAGAAAAGAAAAGAAAAGAAAGAAAUAACAAGCGGAAGAGAAAAAGUCUCUAACGAUAAUUACCAAAGAAGAAGUUACCCCCGAAACGCGAUUACGGAUUUCUUUGAAAUUUCGACGAAAGAAAAAAGAAAAAAGAAGAAGAAAGAAAGAAAGAAAGAAAGAGAGAGAAAAAUGAAGGUGGUACAAUCGAAUCGCGUUGCUUUUUCUUCAACCCCCGCAUCGAUCGAAACCAAGUUUUUUUAACGAUGUUAUCAUUUGCCAAGCCGAAGGAAGAGGAUCGAAGAAAAGUGAGUUCUGUGAUCGAAACUAAUUUUCCUGGUGUAGGACGGGAGAGCCGAAGAUGGGAGGGGGUUUAAAUUCGGACGAAGAGAAGAGAUGAUUACGUAAAAUGCAUUCAUCCUCCGUAAUGUCCUCUGUGAACAUCGAAAUAUCUCUCUCUCUCUCUCUCUCUCUCUCUCUUUCUCCCUGUUCGAAGACUUCUUUGAGAAAUAAGAAUCGUCACUGUCUACUGUUACAUCGUGCCGAUAAGUUCUUGCGUUACGACAACGACGAAAGUUUCAUUGAAGAUCUAACGAACAAACACGGAGAUUUGUAUGACGUGUAUAAAACCAUCGGACCGACCUCGAUAAUUGCGAUGACUACCAUUCUGUCCUGGAUAUACAUAUGUCGUCGAGUACUACGGUCGUCGUACCGAAAGAAAACUCGCGUAUACGAGAUGAGCAGGACAUAUCAACAUUACGUAAAGCAGAUAAACGAGGAGAUAUACGGCGAUGGUGAUGUACUAAACGCUAUUCCUUCGAGCUUUCUGAAAGGGAAAAAACGGGACAUUGAAACGCCAGGAUGAAAUCGAUCGAUCGAUCGAUUAAUCGAUCUAGAAAAACGCAGCCAACGAUCUUCGAUCGUGAAGAAGGCGCAUCAACAAAAAGUGAGAUCCGUCCUGUCCGAACCGCAACGUGCCUUACUUUCAACCAACAUCAACCGGUCACGAGACGAUUCACUUUGCGGAGACGAAACAUGCAGCCUGUUUAAUUAUGAUUUUAUAUAUAUAUAUAGUUUUUUUUUUUUUUUUUUAUAAAAUACACCGAGAUAAUACAUCAUCGUAAUAUUGGAGAACGAAAAAGAAAAAUUAAAGAGAAGGAGAGAGUUUAAAUGGCAACGAAAACAAGAAAGAAAUAUGAUUACUGGAACGUUGCUGGAUCGUUUUUUUUUUCUGUUCGAAUACCAAGAGGGAAGAUUUUAAUCGCACGACCAGACACUAUCGUUUGUACAUAAGGGAAUUGAUUCAACAGGAGUAUAUGUACAUCUCGAUUUCGAUCUUGAUCUCGAUCUCGAUAACAACGUUUAACGAUUCAUUCGAUUAGUCGAGGUUAAUUAUAUCGAUAGUUUUUUCUCUGAUUGGUAUUUUAAUUAAUUCUAUUAUUCUGCGACAAGUAUACAUUAUCAGUUCGCCACACCACCCCUUCGAUGUAUGAACUUUCUCGUGAAAGUAAUCAUUUAUCGUAGGACACUCGUUUGAGAUUGUUUUCUUUCUUUUUUUUUUUUUCUUCUCUUCCUUUUCAACGUUAAAAAAUUUCUUCGAAAGCGUAAGAUAUUAUUUAUCGUUUGGUGUUAUAUAACGAAGUUGAAUGUUAAAAAUUGUAUGUUUAUUUCGAUGUUUAAAUUCAAUCGAAGAUAAAUUCGAAUAAUUCGAUCAUGUCAAAACGUGAAAAUUUGUGUCGAAGUCUUUUGUAUAGAAAGAAAGAAAGAAAGAAAAAGGAAAGAGGAUUCAUAAAGCAUGCACAUUACAUCGUCAAUUGAUAUAUGUUAAGUAAUUAUAAAGCUCUUUCUCUCUUUCUCGCUCUGUCUCUUUCGAAUCGAUGAAACUCGGCUGAUUUAUUAUUUAAAUUGACGGAUAAAGCAGGCAAGAUAAAAAAUUACAAAAAGAAUUGGAAAUUGAAAGAAGAAAAAUAUAUGUACUCUUUAAUGGUGUAGAUUCGAGAGAUUAUUUUAAACGUUUACAUAAUGUGUGUGUAUGUGUGUGUGUGUAUAUAUAUAUAUACAUACAUAGAUACAUACACAUAUAAACGUAUUUACUUGACAUUUAUACAUCUUUCUGCAAAGUGUCCCUUGAUAGAAGUAACACGUGCUUUCAAUUUUAGCCUUAUUACGUUAUAAGAUAGUAUAAUUAUAUAGAAUAGUAUAGUAUAUAUGUUGAGAGACUUUAUAAAAAAAGAAAAAGAAAAAGAUAAAAAAAAAAAGAAAAAGAAGUGAAAAGAAAAGAAAAACAAGUGUACUCUACAUUGUUAAUUUGUACCAUUGUAAUUUUUCUUUUUCUUUCUUUUUUCUUUCCUCCUUUUUUUUUCUUUUCUUUUUUUUUUGUCGUUCUUCUCAAUAUACACAUGUGGUACGUAGCAUUAAGAGCGUAGUAGAGUUAUGUAGAAUUGUUAAGAAUAAUGGUGCUAUAAAUAUUGUAGUUUUUACUUUGUAAACAUUUAUUUUUACACGUAUUCGAAUGAUGAUGAUUCGUUUACCAUCAAUCAAUAGUACUAUUGUCGAGUAGUAAGCUAUUAAAUAGACAUUAUCGACAUUGUCGUUAAGUGUCCGUAUUGUAACAUAUGAGAUGAGGCCAGUCAACAGUUACUACAAAUAGACGUAAUGAAUUAAGUUCGAAAGUCGAACGAUAAAAGAGUAUAACGACGUUCGAUAUAACACGUUUUUAUUUUUUCUUUUUUAUUAAAAAAAAAAAAACAAAAUAAUAAAAAAGAAAAAAGAAGAAAUAAAAAAGAAAAACAUCUACGUAAGAAAAUUAUAUCUCGAAUCUUGUAUCCCGAAGGAAAGAAAUAUUGUAUUAACGAAAAUAAAAACAGUUCUUCGUUUUGCUUGAAAGAAAUGUUUCCGAUGUAAUUAACAAAAAAAAAAAAAGAUAUUAAUACCGACCGUUCUUUAUAAUCAUAUCGAUGUUUUCCUCGUUUUUUUUCUUUUUUUAAUAAUAACAAUUAAGUAUAUAAAAUCCGAAGAAGUUGCGAGGUUGAAAUGAAAAAAAAAAGAAAAAAAAAAGAAAAAAAAAACGAAUCAAACUUCUCUUUCUCCUUUUCUUUUUUCUUUUUCAACUUCAAUGUCGAUUUUGGUUUUCAAUAAAAAAAAAUUCAAAAUCCGUUCGCAAUUGAAUAUCGUUAUUUAAUCACGUAAUAGAUAUCAUAUUUUAAUGGACAUAUGUCAAUAUUAGUACGUAGAGCAAAUAUACUAUUUGGCAAUGUGCAAUGCCCCUUAAUAAAGUCGAUACCCUUAUUAGUCACUGUCCAUUGGUGGUAGAAGGAAUGGUUAUAAACGGUCACAAGGUUCAAGUGUACGACACGACGCUAUCUUUACAUUACCAUUCCUUUGUUAUCUCGUUUAUGCUUGAACCAUCAUUAUCACGGAGCAAGCUGAGCCGAUAACAACUCUACCCAAGGCAUUAAUGCUGAGAAAGUGCUGCCACUUAAAGUGCCGUUACUUGUACAUACGUCCGUUAGUCUACUACGGAGCUCCAAUCCUGCUUGCCAACGUGCUCGUCUUUUAUCGAAUUCUGCCGAAGAACAUCGUGCCCAUCGUGCCCAUCGUGAAGAAGUAUGGAUGCGAUGAAGACCGGCUGGUUCAGCGAGAUAAACGACUUUUGGCCUGGUGUAUCACUGUCCCUCGAACUUGAAAACACGUUACAUCGAGAAAAAUCGCAAUAUCAGGACGUUCUAGUGGUGCAGACAAAAACUUAUGGGAAAGCUUUGAUACUCGAUGGUAUUAUCCAGUGUACGGAAAAGGAUGAAUUCGCUUAUCAAGAGAUGAUAGCGUUUUUGCCAUUAUGUAGUCAUCCUAAUCCAAAGAACGUUUUAAUAGUAGGUGGUGGUGAUGGUGGAGUAGCACGCGAAGUUGCAAAACAUCCUAACGUUGAAAGAAUCGUACAAGUAGAGAUCGAUUCGACGGUACUCGAAGUAUCCAAAAAGUAUUUGCCAUUUAUGGGGGUUGGUCUGAAUAAUCCCAAGGUCACGUUAAACGUCGGAGACGGAUUUGAAUUUAUGAAGCAACACACGAAAGAAUUCGAUGUUAUCAUCACGGACAGCAGCGAUCCGAUUGGUCCCGCGGAGUGUCUCUUUCAAGAAUCGUAUUUUAGUUUAAUGAAGACAGCUUUGAAGCCUGGCGGCAUUGUUUGUAGUCAAGCUGGUACAGCAUGGAUGAACUUAGAUCACGUAGUAAAAACUUUUCAACAUUGUAAAUCUUCCUUCGCGAUAGUUGAUUAUGGUAUCACGUCUGUCCCAUCCUAUCCAACCGGACAAAUCGGUUUUGUAUUAGGUGGACUUUCUACAGAAACCAAUUUCAAGGUACCAAAGAGGAUAUUCACGGAAGAAGAAUUGGAUAAAAUGAAUUUAAGGUAUUACAGUAGUGAAGUACACAAAGCAGCGUUCGUAUUGCCGAGGUUCGUAGAAAAGGCAUUGAAAUCUUACAGGACGACGUGAAAAGGAUCUAUUUUCAACUUAUUUUUAUUGCCGACGAAUUUAUUCUCUCUUUCUCUCUCUCUCUCUCUCUGAAAUCUUUAAUUUUUUUUUUAAUUUUUUUUAAUCCUAUCAUCGAUGUAUUGUUUCUUUCUUCUUACGAUUCCAACGAUGACAACGAUGUAGGUUAAAGAGAUAAAAAGAAGAAAAGAAAGAAGAAAAUAUAAUAAUUCUCGAAGAAUAUUAUCGAACAUGAUAUAUAUAAAUAAGUUAAGUUUGUAAGAAAAAAGAACAAAAAAAAAAAAAAAGAACAAAAAAAUAAUGAUAUAAAAAAGAUAUUUAACUUUUAUAAUUUUCCCUACGUUUAAUUAACAAAUGCGGAAUGUUUAAAAGUCUUCUUUAUUAUCGAAACUUAAGUUCAUUUAUUUUCGUUUAUUAAAAAUGCUAAUUUUAAUUUUAUAUAUAUAUAUAUAUGAUUAAAAACAUCCUGUAUAUAAUCCAUAUUCUCAAAAUAAUGCAUUGUCGCAAUAAUAGAAGCCAUUGCUCUCUUGUGUAUACGCGUGUACGCACAUAUACGUACACAUACGCACGCCCACACACACACAUACACAUAUAUAUAUAUGAUUGAAUUAGUCAUUGUUAUGGUUUCUACAUUAUGGCACUCUUCCACAUAUGUAUAUAACGUAUAUCAAUGUAUGAAUGUCACCUUUGAUCUUUUCGAUAUCUGGUAUCGUCAGGGACACUUAUUUUGUUUUGGAAGAGUCUCAUAUUAGCUAUUUCUCAACAGAGAUUUUUUUCUAUCCCAUUUAGAAAAGAAAAAUAUAUAUAUAUAUAUGUAUAUAUGUAUAUUUAUCAUAAUUAUCGAACAUUAUAUCAAACUCUUGAACUUUCUCAUGAUAAACCGAUGAAGUUCCGUAUCUCUGCACGUGGAAAAUAUAUAAAUUAAAUAUUAGCCAUAAUUAUCAAAUUUUAAGACACACAUACACUCAUUCUCUCUCUCUCUCUCUCUCACUCGCUCUAUUUCACUUUUAUUCAGCCAAUUUUGUUUUCUUUCUUUUUUUUUUCCUUUUUCUCUUUUUUAACUCGCGUUAAAAAAACCUGCAACUAUUAUUUACACAUACAUAGAUUAUUAUUAUAUUACGAAAGACUAAUAAUUGCACUAAUCGAUCAUUUAUAAGCGAUCUCAUUUAUAAUAUUAUAUGUAUAUAUAUAUAUAUAUCUUUCUCUCUCUUUCUCUUUCACUCUCUUACAGGAAUUUAAUCUUAAUCUAUCUACAUAACUCAAGAGAUAUUACUUAACGAUGAUAAGCAAAUUGCAAAGAAACAUAUAAUAUAUUAUAGAGUGGUUCAUCUAACUGGAAUCCCUUUGAUAAGGAAUAUUCUUAUAAAAUAAUAAUUACAAUUAAAAUAAAAAGAAAAAGUUUCAAAUGUAUCUUAAACAUAUAUUGUCGUUUAAAUAAAUUCAAGGGAAUAAUGUGUGCCAUUAAAAUUUGUUCGAUUAUUAUUAUUAUUAUUAUUACAAUUUUUAUGCUUUAGUUCUUUACUAUCUCAUAUGGAAUUCUACAUUUUUUUUUCCAUUUCAAAAAAAAGAGAAAGAACAAAAAAAUAAUUGUAGAUAAUAAUAUGGACCACUCUGUAUAUAUCAUAUUUGUAUAUAUAUAUAUAAAUGAUUGAUCUAUGACAAGCAAAGCACUGUGAAUGAAGAAUACGAUUCGUGUUAAAUUAAAAAGAACGGAAAGUGUUACGUGCAGACAACGAGCGUGAAUUCACGCUUCCUAAGAAAAUGAAUAAAAUAACAUUGAUAUGUUGCGCUUCUUGUUAAUUCGUUCUUCUUACGAUAUUAUAUUAAAAGCUAAAGCUAAAAUUAAAAUAAAUCAAAAAAGAAAGAAAAAGAAAAAAAAAAUAGAAGAAAGCUAAAAGAAAUCGGCGGUAACUAAAAAAAAAAAAUCUUCCCUAAUAUCAUUUAUAAUAAUAAUAAUAACAAUAAUAAUAGAUUACUUACUUAAUUAUAGUCUAUGUUAUUUGCAACAAUUAUUCGCAAUUACAUAUACAAAGCUAAUAAUAAUACUAAUAAUGAUAAUAAUAAUAAUAAUGAAAGCACACGCAUUAUAAUCUUUUAUUUAAGGACACUUUUUGUUACCGUUUAGAAAUUCAAUUAAUGGAUAUGAUAGUAUGUUUUCUUUAAAGGGAAAAAAAUGAUUGAACCUGAUAAAGAAAAUAGCAAAUAUGCAAAAAAUAUCAGAAAAGCAUCUCUCUAGCUAUUUGAAAUAACUUUACGAAAGUAUGUACAUACCUCUUAAAUUUUCGUUUUUAAUGAAUUUUAAAUUUAGCUUUUUUACCAGUUAACAAAAUUUGGUCAUGUAAAAAAUUAAAAAAAAAGAAAAAAGAGAGAAAGAGAAAUGACGAUUUCGUUCGUAAAGGAAAUGCAUAUGCAUGUUCAUUAUCCUCCGCCCUCGCAUAAUUCUUAUUGGUUUAAACUCGCCUACGCACUACGGUUAUGCGUCAGAACAAUAUGAUUUCAAUCAGCCAAGUAAUACAAGAGAAAUAAAUUAUGUGAAUUCUCGGUUAUAUUUAUUUCAAUAUCAUUAAUUUUCUCUCUCUUUCUCUCUUUCUUUACCGUACCCAAUAAAAAUAUUAAUCGUUCAUGGAUAUAACAAAAAAUGUACGUCGGUUAAUAUAAAAUUAGAAAAAAAAAGAAAAAAAGAAAAUAAUAGAACUAUUAAGUAAGAUAAAAUAUAUCUACGAGCAAUCGUGACAUCUUACGCGAAUCUGGAAAUUUUAAGUUGGACGUUGGAACGUUUCGAUCUAGAGAUACAAAAAAAAAAAAAAAAAAAGAAAGACAGAAAGAAAAAAGAAAAAAAAAAGAGAAAAAGGAAAAAAAAAUUGAUGGAAUGAACGGAGUGAAAGCAGAAUGAAAAUAUCUGAUCGAUUACAUCGACAAGACUUUGUUAAUAAAACACGACAUUAAACAUUUUAAUACGUA